AACUACACCAAGCGGCCAGUCAUUCGCGCCGGUCGCGGGAAGCGGACGUGUUUCCGAACGCAUUUAAAAAAGAAAAGUAAAAAGAACGCGGUUCCCGCUCUUUAGUUUCUUAUUUUUAAAAGGUUAUUUUAGUGCACGAUCUCAUUUAAGUAUAUUUUUUACUACUCUCGUUUUAGAUAAACAAUAUGGCGUCGACAUCAGUGAACAAAAACGGAGCAACUCAAAACCUCAUGGAAAAGGCCCCAUGGUCGGACGAGCAGGGCAUAGCGAUGAAGGUGUAUGAUGGGCUGCUGCUGUUCCUCGAGGUGCUCAUCCUCAUCGUCAAGAUGAACAUCACAUGGCUGUUCUCCAUCUAUCAGUUCUUCGUGCCCUGCGAGCCCAAGAGCGUCGAGGGAGAAGUCAUACUUAUUACAGGAGCAGGUCACGGCAUGGGUCGCGAGGUGGCUCUCAGGUUCGGUAGACUCGGAGGCACCAUCAUCUGCGUGGACAUCAACGCUACUGGCAACCAGGAAACCGUCGAAAUGAUUAAAGCCGACAAGGGGAAGGCUUUCAGAUACGAGUGUGACGUCACAGAUCGUGAGGCAGUUAACAACAUGGCGGAGAAGCUCCGCCGUGAGGUCGGCGAGGUGACCAUGCUCAUCAACAACGCCGGCAUCAUGCCGUGCAAGCCCAUCAUGGAGCACAAUGAGGUCGACAUCAAGCGGGUGUUCGAUAUCAACAUCAUUGCUCAUCUUUGGCUGAUCCAAGCCUUCCUCCCCAAUAUGAUGGAGCGUAACCACGGCCACAUCGUCGCCAUGUCCUCCAUGGCUGGCGUCCUUGGCCUGAGGAACCUGGUGCCCUACUGCGCCACCAAGUUUGCCGUGCGAGGAAUGAUGGAGUCUCUUCACGAGGAGCUGCGGGAAGACCCCAGGGACUUUAGCGGGAUCAAAUUCACGGUGAUCUGCCCGUAUAUCGUGGACACUGGGCUGUGCAAAAACCCGAGGAUCAAGUUCCCCUCGAUGAUGAAGAUCGUAUCACCGCAGGAGGCUGCUGAUAACAUCGUCGACGCCGUGCGCAGGAACUACCAUGAGAUUACCAUCCCUAGCUCGCUUUAUUACGUUAAUAUGAUAUGCCGUGCUAUGCCAUACAAAGUGCCGAUCCAUCUGAAAGACUUUUUGGACUCAGGCCUAGAACCCCAGUCAUAAUCAGCCAUAUAUGUUGUUUGUUGGGCAAAAUUUUAGUUUAUAGGAAAAGUGUCUUGUUUAUGCGAUUACCUUUUUUUAAAUUUUGACCUGGGGUCAAAAAACUACAUCGAAGAAAUUCGUCCAAAAAAAGUAAUAUUACAAUUAUAUCCUCCUAAGGCCCACGGCCCUACUAGUAGUACUAAUCCCAUUGUUUAAGUAUUGUGUCUGGAAAUCCGGGCCUUACGACGAUAUGAUGAGACAUGAAUUGGUUUGAUGUGGCCUUUUAAACCCCUGAGAAGUUUUUUAUGGAAACUGGAAUGGGUCCAAAAAAGCUACAUUGAAGCAAUUCAUCUAAACAUACAUAUAUUGCGAUUUGCCAUUUGCGCAUAUACGUAUUGAAGUGCGUAUUGACAACAAAUGUCAAAUAGCAACAUUGAUUUUUAUAGAUUAAUUGUUUCAAUGCGGAGUUUAUCCACUGGUGGUCAUUAUAAAAUAAACCAUAAAUUUGAUUAUAUUGGUAUAAAAGAAACACUUAGCAAGUAUACAUACAGUGUGUUUGUGACAUCGUAACGAAUAUUGAGGGGGAUGAGUCAGACCAUGAUGCUGAGUAUAUAUCGAGUGGAUUUUUCCGUCAAAAAAUUCAUGUUUUUUUUUAAUUAUUAUUUUCAGUUCUAUACUUUUGCCAUAGAAAAUUCCACUUGAUAUUAACUCAGAAUAAUGAGCUGAAUCAUCCCUCCUAGUAUUUGUUACGAUGUCACUUACACCCUUACAAGUACAUACAAGUAGCCAUACAAAUAGGAACAGAAAUUCAUGAAAUUUUUUGUGUUUUUAAAAUUAAUUUCAGUUUCAUACUUUUGCGACGGAAAAUUCCACUUGAUAUCGACUCAGAAUCAUGGUCUGAAUCAUCCCUCAAAGUUUUCGUUACGAUGUCACUAACAUAUAUUUAUAUACUUAACGUAUAUUUAUAUACUUGCUAAGUCUUUCUUUUUUCUUCUUCCUGAUAAAGAAGAAAAACGAAGGACACGUUUUAUGAACAAGAAUUUUGUUGUUGUUUAUGAACUUUAUGAGAUAAAAACAAGCCUUUUAAAUACGUAUGGAACUAUGGAAGGUUACCAUUAAUUGUGAAAAGUGUGAUAGAACUAAUAUAGAAUAUUAUUACCUACUAUAAUAAUAUAACGUACCAAAUGUAACAUCGAAUCAAUGAAAAGUGAUAUUGAUUUUUGUGAACAAGUGCCUAGCUAUAGGAUACAUUUGUAUAGGAUUGUUUUAAAUAUAAUUUUAUAUAGGUACCUACUUACAUACGACGUACAUUGAUCAAAUUAGAGAUGUCCUUAGAAAAGGUUCAGUACGAUCUACUCUGAACCGGCGUGCGUGUAUGAAGCGAUUGAUGCAUGUGGAGGAAGAGAAGUGUAUCAGGAUCGAAGUAAAUGGAAUUCCAUAGUCUCUGCUUACCCCGGUAGGAAAUAGGCGUGAGUUUAUGUGUGUAUGUAUAUUUUAAAAUUCUUGCCUAUAAUAAAGAAAUCUUUACCUCUCACAAUGCAAGUAUGAGAAAUUAGAAAUAUGCCAAGAGUGUUAUGGUGGCUACAUAAGAGGAAAUUUAGAUGGGAAUUUAUGUUAAAUAAUGACAAUGACAAUAAUGACAAACAUAUUUAUCACUUUUAUAAUUAUUUUUACUAUCGCAAUGGCCCCGAUUCCUUCAGACGCCUAAUUUUAUUUUAAGUUAUACCUGUAAUUUUCUCUUCCGCCGAAAUGGAAAGGGACGGAUGACUGGCAAAUGUUAAUUUUAAAAUGAACGAGUGAAUCAAAGAAUAACCCGGGCGAAUCAAAUAGCUAUCUCGUUGGUAUACACACCGUUUGAUGUGUGCUGUCAACUUAAUUAGAUCGGGUUAUUGGCUAAUCUAAAAAUUUUAGAGGGUUGUUUUAGAUUUGUGUCUAAAAUUGACGUGUGUUCCAUAAAUUGUAUGCCUGUCGAUUACCCGUCCCUUUCCUUUUCGGCGAAUAAGAAAAUGACAGGUAUAACUUAAAAUGAAGUUACAUGGUAUGUACUAGAAUCAGCACCAAUAUAUAACAUGUAUACAUUCAGUGCCUAAAGUGCCAUUAAAUAUAAUAACACUGUAAUGUGUUAAAAUAUAUUAUCACAAAUCAUCAUCACUAAUUUAAGAGCCACGCUCUUGUCGGUGUAGCAUUUUCCAAUUAUCACAAAUAGCAUAAAUAUGCUCUAUAAAUAUGCUCAUAAUCUAAGCUCUAUUUAAAUAAAUAGAGUUUAGAUCUUAGCUCUAUUUAAAUAAAUAGAGCUUAGAUUUUUUCAGUCCUUUUUUGUUUGUAUUGAUGUCCAUAUUUUAUAUGUAAGUUACGCAUUUUUCUACGAUAUUUUACAAAUGGUUUUGUGUGAUGUUACUAGUAAACUAAUAGGUUAAGGUUGUGAUAAAAAGUAAUGUUAUUUCGUAUAAGAAAUAAAGAUUUUUUAAAUAGAA
Molecule: messenger RNA, 3637 nt
Organism: Pectinophora gossypiella (pink bollworm)
Lineage: Eukaryota; Metazoa; Arthropoda; Insecta; Lepidoptera; Gelechiidae
Product: epidermal retinol dehydrogenase 2-like
Exons: 8
Coding region: 186-1184 (332 amino acids)
Cellular component (GO): lipid droplet
Molecular function (GO): oxidoreductase activity, acting on the CH-OH group of donors, NAD or NADP as acceptor
Source: RefSeq, a predicted model, not a curated record